This is a messenger RNA of Nylanderia fulva, 1182 nucleotides long. The record is from RefSeq and is a predicted model, not a curated record. Lineage: Eukaryota; Metazoa; Arthropoda; Insecta; Hymenoptera; Formicidae.
AUGGUGGAAGAAGAAAUGAAUCCAAAUAAGCAAGAAGAAUUAAAUGAGCUGCAACUAAGAAAGUGUGAUGAAGUAUUAACUAAAUUAAAGAAAAACCCAAAUGCAUCACCAUUUCUAGAGCCAGUGGAUCCAGAAAAGUUGGGUAUCCCGGAUUAUUUUGAGAAAAUAGAACAUCCAAUGGAUCUCUCCACAAUUAAGAAGAAGCUGGAUUCGGAGGAAUAUUCUACGCCAGAUGAUUUUGAGAGGGAUAUGAAACUGAUGUUUGAUAAUUGCUAUACAUACAAUUCUAAAGGGUCUUACGUACAUAAAAUGGGUGUUGAGUUGGAAAAGAUAUUUAGGGAUCUCUUCUCCAAACUUCCCCUGCAGAUAACCUCGAAGAAAACCAUCAAAAGGAAGUCAGAGCUCGUGUCACCUCUAGACAAGAAUAAAACCUCCAAGAAACAAUUAAAGGAGUUUAAGAUGAAAGCAGAAGAUCAGAAAACAUGCAGUGAGAUUCUGGAUGAAAUUUUAAAGCCAAGGCAUCAGGGUAUAACAUGGCCAUUUUUAGCACCAGUGAAUUUAGAACAGGUACCUGAAUAUGGGAAGGUGGUUAAGAAUCCGACGGAUCUGUCAACCAUUAAGACUAAACUGAGCGAAGGACAGUUUGAGAGUAUAGAUGAUUUCCACAAAGAGUUAAAAUUGAUGGUAAGCAAUUGUUUUAAGUUUAACAAUGAUGUGAAGAAGAUCUAUGACUGUGGACUUGCUUUGGAAAAACUAUUUGAUUCUCUCUUUAGCAAGAACAAGAUGAGCAAGACAGAAAUACUCCACAAAAUAAACGAACUUAAAAGGAGGAGAGGUUUUAUUGAUAAGGAGAUAGAGGUUUUAGAGGAAGGGUUAUCAAUUACUGAUUUAAAAAGGACAAGUGUUAAAAGGAAGAGUUACAAUUUGAAUGAUCUCUUAAGAAUUAAGAAGAGAAUAGAACGAUUAGAUCCAUCUAAAACCUCGGAACUGGCACUAAUCAUUGGGAAAGAGAUGAAGAAUUUUGAGUAUGAGGGAGAGGACAUGGUGGUGGUGGAUCUUAAGAAUCUCCCAAAUGAGGUAGUAGGAGAGAUUGAUACGUUUUUAAAGGGUAUCUCAGAUGGGGUAGAUGAGGAAGAGAGAAACGAGAGAGAAGAGAAGGAAAGUGAUGAGAGUUCUACUUAG